This is a messenger RNA of Hyalella azteca, 1088 nucleotides long. RefSeq lists its product as uncharacterized. The coding region runs from base 1 to 708 and encodes 235 amino acids. The transcript is spliced from 4 exons. Lineage: Eukaryota; Metazoa; Arthropoda; Malacostraca; Amphipoda; Hyalellidae. The record is from RefSeq and is a predicted model, not a curated record.
AUGGAGAUUCUGGUGUCGAUCUUGGUGUCUUUGUUCGGUGUGGCGCUCGCAACGUCGGAUGCUAUGGUCCGCUACGACAUCAUUUUCUACCCAGACUACAGAAUUCCAUAUAAUAAAACAUACGAGACUUUCAUCGCUUCCAUUUUAAGUGAGUGCCGGCGCAGGUGUGUGGAUGACCCCGAGUGCACGGGCUGGACGGAGUUGCCCUUAAACAAGGGUAAACUCAUGAACUGUACCCUCACGCGCUACCCGCAACCCGGGACAAUUCUGCAAUGGGCCGGCGACGGACCUGAAACUUACUUCAAAGAGAGGAAGCCGAAAAAAUACUUCUAUAGCACUCAUGCCGGCUACGGAAGCCACGAAAACUUCGCGACUCUGUGCGCUCAAGACAGCAGGCUGCCCGGGCUGGUGCACACUCUGCAGGACUACGAGUACAUCAAAGACAACCUCAUGACGCAGGGCACGGCUGACGCGGCAAACCCCGGUCUUUUCCUCCCUCUCAUAAGUUUUUUCGACACGAACAAAACGCGGAAAUCCAACGCCUGGACUGGAACUGGGCUACACGUUCUGGAAAACCAUGUGCUUCACCGUUACUUCGUUGAAUCCUUCCACGACACGUGCAACAUCAUCACCCCGACGAGCGGCCUCACCCUCCAGGAGUAUCCGUGUAACACAACGGAGCUUCAUGUUCUUUGCUACCAAUACUAGAGAAGCAUACAGGUUCAACAAGUCAACAUGUAUGGCACACAACGGAACUUCAUGUUCUUUGCUACCACAACUAGAGAAGCAAAGAUUGUCAACAAGUCAACAUGUGUUGCACACAACGGAACUUCAUGUUCUUUGCUACCACAACUAGAGAAGCAAAGAUUGUCAACAAGUCAACAUGUGUGGCACACAUCGGAGAUUCAUGUUCUUUGCUACCAAUACUAGAGAAGUAAAAGAGGUUCAACAAGUCAACAUGUGUGGCACACAACGGAGCUUCAUGUUCUUUGCUACCAAUACUAGAGAAGCAAAAGAGGUUCAACAAGUCAACAUGUGUGGGACACAACGAAGCUUCAUGUUCUUUGUUACAAAUACUAGAGAAGCAA